UAAUUGAGCAUUGCUGAUAGGUAGGCCUGGUCGGAGUUAGGAGCUUCGGAGGUGUGAGAGAGAGAGGACAGCUGCCACUUGCAUCACUCUCAAACCACCGAGCUCGCCCGCAACCCCCCGCUCUUCUGCCGAAUCCUGAGAGCUUCACCACCACUUCUUCCUAUCUCUCCAUUCGCCGCAAGCAAGCAUACGGAAGCAGAGAUGGCCGACAACGCCAAGCCCAAGGAGCCCGAGCAAAGCGGCAGCAGCAGCAAAAAGCGCGCCGCGUCCCCCGCUGCCGACGACAUUGGCCGCAUCAGCGUGCUGGACAUUCUGCGGGUGCUGGGCGGCGUGGUCCUGCUCAGCGCCGUCGCCAGCUACUUCAUAACGGGCGACUCGCUGCUGUGGGGCUGGCGGCCAUGGUUCGCGCGGCCAGACGGCCUCAAGGCAUGGGUGAAGGGGCCCCUGUCCCUCACCGACGACGAACUCAAGGCCUACGACGGCUCCGACCCUAGCAAGCCGAUCCUCCUCGCCCUCAAUGGCACCAUCUACGACGUCAGCGCCGGCGCUAGCUUCUACGGCCCCGGCGGCGGGUACCACUUCUUCGCGGGGCGGGACGCGGCGCGAGCCUUCGUGACGGGCUGCUUCGAGGAGGACCUGACGCCCGACCUGCGCGGCGUCGAGACCAUGUACAUACCCGUCGACAACGACAUGGCGGUGGAGGACGAGGCGCGCGAGAAGGAGGUCCCCAAGGCGGAGCUCAAGGUGCGGCGGCAGCAGGACGCGCGCGAGGCCCGCAAGCGCGUCAGGGCGGUCAUUGAGGGCUGGUCGAAGGUCUUUGCGGGCGAGACCGGCAAGGACUAUCUUGAGGUGGGGAAGGUGAGGCGCGAGGAGGGCUGGUUGGAGAAGCUGCCGAAGAGGGAGUUGUGCGAGAAGGCGAGGAUGGAGAGGCCCAAGAUGAGGAAGCCGAAGAAGGAGCAGAAGCAGAAGCAGUAGUGGUGGUUGUGGGGC
Molecule: messenger RNA, 990 nt
Organism: Aplosporella prunicola CBS 121167
Lineage: Eukaryota; Fungi; Ascomycota; Dothideomycetes; Botryosphaeriales; Aplosporellaceae
Exons: 3
Coding region: 202-975 (257 amino acids)
Cellular component (GO): membrane; endomembrane system
Source: RefSeq, a predicted model, not a curated record